AUGAAGUCACACAAAAAGGAUAAGAAUCAUGGGCUGCCGUAUCCUCUAGAGUCAACAAUACCAUCUGGUCCACCAGAGCGAACAUCGGGGCCAGGACCCAGACAACACGUGCUAUUCCUCGAUCAUGUCGGAAACCACAACGACCCAUAUGCCGCUCUCGGCUUCAUCCAUACACUCUUGCUCGUCGAUGAUUCCGAAUCGAUGCACAAGUGCUGGGACGAGGUUGGGGACAUCAUCAGAAAAAUCGCGCCGAUAUGCGUCGAGCACGACCCCAACGGGAUCGACAUCGAAUUCGUCAACCAUCGCGCCAGGGGCUACUUCUUGACCGGCCAAAGCGGGUAUAAGCACAUCGGCCUGAUGAGAGGACGACUCGACAUGCAUGACAGCGUAGCCGGGAUCCUUCACAACGUGAGCCCAAAGGGUAAAUGUCGCAUGGACAAGCGAUUGGCAUCGAUAUUGGACUCGUAUGUCAAUAAGUACGAAACCACCGUCCGAGAAAGCGGGAAUAAGGAUUGGCCUCCUGCGCUCAACGUCAUUGUGAUUUCGGAUAUGGACUGGGACGCUGACGAUGAACCCUUUGGUACCAUCGCGCGGAUCGCGAGAAAGCUGGAUAUCAUGGGGGCUCCGCCGUAUCAAGCUGGUGUGCAAUUCUUCCGGGUAGGUGAUGCGGGUAGGGAGCUGGACAAGGACACGAUCAAGUUUCUUGAUGACCACAUAUGGAAAGAGAAUGGAGUGAGGGAUAUUGUAGAUAUGACUACUUGGACUGGCUCUCCUGGGGAGCUCUCGCCUAAGGGUCUUUUGAAGGUUCUACUUGGUGCGGUGAGACGCUCAAUUGACUUUAUGGAAGCCUAG
This is a messenger RNA of Xylaria bambusicola, 852 nucleotides long. RefSeq lists its product as uncharacterized. Bases 1 to 852 code for a protein of 283 amino acids. The record is from RefSeq and is a predicted model, not a curated record. The transcript has 2 exons. NCBI's taxonomy places the organism in Eukaryota, Fungi, Ascomycota, Sordariomycetes, Xylariales, Xylariaceae.